This is a messenger RNA of Sceloporus undulatus (fence lizard), 8783 nucleotides long. It is a transcript of the gene SI, whose product is annotated as sucrase-isomaltase. NCBI's taxonomy places the organism in Eukaryota, Metazoa, Chordata, Lepidosauria, Squamata, Phrynosomatidae. Gene Ontology annotation, molecular function: carbohydrate binding; alpha-1,4-glucosidase activity. The transcript has 71 exons. Bases 145 to 8250 code for a protein of 2701 amino acids. The record is from RefSeq and is a predicted model, not a curated record. Gene Ontology annotation, biological process: carbohydrate metabolic process.
UUUGGCUGAAAGUUAGGUGAAACUUCCCAACAGGAGACGCUUCUCAACAGUGGAAUAUAUUGCUUUAGAAGGUUGUGAGAUUUCUAUCCCUGGAAGUAUUUAAGCAACCAUCUGGACUGGGAAGUGUACCAAAGGACUUCCAAGAUGGGAAAGAAGAAAUUCAGUGGAUUGGAAGUCACUCUGAUCACUCUCUUUAUUUUGGUGGUGAUUGUAGCUUGUACCUUGAUUGGACUUCUAGCAACAGGUCAUUCUGGUCUUAAAGACUUUUCACCAACAUGUCCAGCUGUACAACUAUCUGACCGAAUAGACUGCAUUCCAGAUCAAGUGGCAACAAAGGCUCUAUGCACACUCCUUGGCUGCUGCUGGGAUCCUCAGAAUGAAACAUUCAUCCCUUGGUGCUACUUUUCUAAUAGUCAUGGGUAUAAAGUUGAAGGAGCCCAAACACAGACAAAUACAGGAUUUGAAGCCAAACUUAAAAGAUUGCCUGCACCAUCUGUGUUUGGAGGUGAUAUUGGAAAAGUUCUCCUCACCACAGAAUAUCAGACAGCAAACCGUUUUCGGUUCAAGAUUACAGAUCCUGCUGAGAAAAGAUAUGAAGUGCCACAUGAGAAUGUUAAACCCUUUCAGGGACCCAAAGUAGACAAUCCAAACUACAGUAUUGAAAUCACAGACAGUCCUUUUAGCAUCAGAGUGAUCAGGAAGAGCAAUAACAAAGUUCUUUUUGACACCAGCAUUGGACCACUUGUGUUUGCCGACCAGUUCUUGCAACUCUCCAUCAGAUUGCCAAGCCAGAAUGUUUAUGGUAUUGGAGAACACGUCCAUAAACAGUACCGACAUGAUUUUAACUGGAAAACAUGGUCAAUAUUUACUCGGGAUGCUGCACCUCUUGGGGAUGCACAUAACCUGUAUGGUGCUCAGACUUUCUUCUUGUGUCUGGAAGAUGCCACUGGACACUCCUUUGGUGUAUUCUUGAUGAACAGCAAUGCCAUGGAUUUUGCUCUCCAACCUGCUCCAGCUGUUACAUACAGAACAAUUGGUGGAAUCCUAGAUUUCUACAUAUUCUUGGGAAACACUCCAGAGCAAGUUGUGCAAGAAUAUCUAGCGCUAAUAGGACUUCCAUGGAUGCCGUCCUACUGGAAUCUCGGAUUUCAGAUUUCUCGCUGGGAUUAUGCUGAUCUUAAUGACGUGAAAGCUACAGUGGAAAGGAAUAGGGCAGCUGGAAUACCUUAUGAUAUUCAAUACACUGAUAUUGACUAUAUGGAAGAUGCCAAAGCUUUUACCUAUGAUAAAAUAAAGUUCGCAGACCUUCCUGAAUUUGUUCAAGACCUUCAUGACCAUGGACAGAAAUACAUCAUAAUACUGGACCCAGCCAUUUCUAUUUAUGAUCUCCGCAAUAAUACUCCCUAUGAGGCCUAUAGAAGAGGUGAAGAGAUGAAAGUGUGGAUAAAUGAGUCAAAUGGAAUAAGUCCUCUUAUUGGAGAGGUAUGGCCAGGAACAAGUGUCUUUCCUGAUUUUUCCAAUCCUGUUACUGUUACAUGGUGGUCUAAUGAGUGCAACACCUUUCAUCAGACUAUUCAGUUUGAUGGAUUGUGGAUUGACAUGAAUGAAGUAUCCAAUUUUGUUAAAGGAUCCAGAACUGGCUGUGCACAAAACAACUUGAAUUAUCCACCUUUUACACCGAAGAUUCUUGAUGGUGUCAUGUACUCAAAAACACUUUGCAUGGAUGCAGUGCAGAAAGCCGGCAAGCACUAUGAUGUCCACAGCCUCUAUGGACUUUUCAUGACUACUGCUACUGAUCAAGCUCUCCAAACUAUUUUUCCUGGUAAGAGAAGCUUUCUUCUUUCUCGAUCUACUUUUGCUGGAUCUGGAAAAUUCACAGGACACUGGCUGGGUGAUAACGAUGCCACUUGGAAUAAUAUGAGAUGGGCCAUACCAGGAAUGUUGGAAUUUAGUCUUUUUGGCUACCCUUAUAUUGGAGCAGAUAUUUGUGGCUUUCUCCUAAAUGUCUCAGAAGAACUUUGCAGACGGUGGUUACAAGUUGGAGCAUUUUACCCAUUUUCUAGGAAUCACAAUAGUGAAAUCAAUGCACCUAAAGAUCCUGCAUCUUUUGGACCAAACUCUCUAUUGGUGAAUUCAACCAAACAUUACCUGAACAUACGUUACACCUUGUUACCAUAUCUCUAUACCCUCUUUUACAAAGCCCAUGCCCAUGGAGAGACAGUUACAAGACCUGUUCUACAUGAGUUCUACUCAGAGGAAGCCACCUGGGCUAUUGACAGACAGUUCAUGUGGGGACCUGGACUGCUUAUUACUCCAGUCUUGGAUGAGGGUGCAGAUACAGUGACUGCAUAUAUGCCUGAUGCUGUGUGGUAUGAAUAUGAGACAGGCAUAAAGGCAAUUUGGAGGAAACAACAAUGUCAGAUGUAUCUGCCAGCAGACAAACUAGGACUUCAUCUCAGAGGGGGUUACAUCUUUCCCACUCAACAACCAGCCAACACAACUGUUUUCAGCCGUUUAAAGCCUAUGGGGCUUAUAAUUGCCUUAGAUGAGAAUCAGAGAGCAACAGGAGACUUAUUCUGGGAUGAUGGAGUAACCAGAGGUACAGUGGAAAGUCAAUCCUACCUCUUAUAUCAGUUUAGUGUUGCCAAUAAUAUCUUGAACAUUAGCAUUGCCCACCAGGGAUAUUUUGACCCAAACAACUUAAAAUUUGGUGAAAUUAAAAUCCUUGGAGUGGUAACCAAUUCCACUCCUAUUGUUGUGGUACGUCAGAACGGUGCAGACGUUCCAUCCAGUCACAACACAACCUAUAAUGUUUCAUCUCAGGUCUUGCACAUUACAGGCCUUCAGCUUGCACUUGGGCAAGAAUAUACACUGAGAUGGGAACCCGAGAACAUUCAAGAUACAGAAAAAUUUAACUGCCAUCCGUAUCCAGAACCAACACAAAGCACUUGUGAAGCUCGUGGCUGCAUCUGGGAGGUUGUCACUACUCCUGGGGUGCCACACUGUUAUUAUCCCAGUAAAUAUGGCUACUCUGUCAGUAACAUUCAAACCACUGCUAGGGGCUUGACAGCUGAUCUCCAUAGGGACACUAACUUCCCUAACCCAUAUGAUCCGAGGUCACCAGCAGUGGACCUGCUGCGUUUGGAAGUGACAUAUCAUUACAAUGACAUGCUGCAGUUUAAGAUAUAUGAUCCCAACAACAAAAGAUAUGAAGUUCCAGUCCCCCUCUUCACCCCAAACAACCCUGAAAGUACAGAUGCUGAUCGACUCUAUCAAGUGGAAAUUGUCAACAAUCCAUUUGGCAUACAGAUCCGACGGAAAAGCACUGGCACUGUUAUCUGGAAUUCACAGGUCCCAGGCUUCACUUUCAGUGACAUGUUUAUUCAGAUUGCUACACGCUUGCCAUCACAGUAUGUGUACGGAUUUGGAGAAGCUGAACAUACUCAAUUCCGCAGAGAUAUGAAUUGGCAGACCUGGGGAAUGUUCACAAAAGAUCAACCUCCUGGUUACAAACUGAAUUCCUAUGGUUUUCACCCCUUCUACAUGGGAAUGGAAAAUGAUGGAAGUGCUCAUGGAGUUCUUUUGCUGAACAGUAAUGCUAUGGAUGUCACCUUCCAACCAACACCUGCCCUCACAUAUCGCACAAUUGGGGGAAUUCUGGACUUCUACAUGGUUUUAGGGCCUACUCCAGAAGAAGUUGUUCAGGAAUACACCAGACUUAUUGGUCGACCAGUCAUGCCACCCUAUUGGGCACUGGGAUUUCAACUUUGCCGCUAUGGAUACAAAAAUACUUCUCAAAUUGCCGAACUGUAUGAAGCAAUGCGAACAGCUCAAAUACCCUAUGAUGUACAGUAUACAGACAUUGAUUACAUGGAAAGGAAGCUAGGCUUCACUCUUGGCAAAAACUUCAGUGACCUUCCUGAUUUCAUCAGAAAAAUUAAAGCAGAGGGUUCAAGAUUCAUCAUCAUCUUGGAGCCAGCUAUUUCAGGCAAUGAAACUGAACCAUAUGAGACAUUUAUCAAAGGUGUGCAGAACAAUGUCUUCAUUACAUGGCCUAACAGCACAGAGAUCACUUGGGCAAAGGUAUGGCCUGAUUAUCCCAAUGUAACAUAUGAUGAAAACUCAAGUUUGGAAGAACAACUUGCAUGCUGCCGAGCUGAUGUUGCUUUCCCAGAUUACUUCCGGAAUUCCACCGCAGAGUGGUGGCAAGAAGAAAUACAAAAUUACCAUGCCAAUGUUCUGCAAUUCGAUGGCCUGUGGACUGACAUGAAUGAGCCAUCCAACUUCAUUGAUGGAGCCGUUGGGGGGUGCAGAAAUCCAGAAUUAAAUCAUCCUCCAUAUAUGCCAGCCUUGGUUUUGAGAGAAAGAGGACUGAGUCUUGUUACAAUGUGCAUGGAAAGUGAACAACAGCUUCCUGAUGGGACACCUGUGAGACACUAUGAUGUACAUAACCUGUAUGGAUGGUCACAAGCAGAAUCCACUUACUAUGCUAUGCGCAAUGCCACAAAAGAACGUGGGAUAGUUAUUACCCGUUCAACUUACCCAUCCAGUGGUCAAUGGGCAGGACAUUGGCUUGGUGACAACUAUGCAAGAUGGGAUCAGCUUGAUAAAUCUAUUAUUGGUAUUAUGGAAUUCAGCCUCUUUGGCAUCUCCUAUUCUGGUGCUGACAUUUGUGGCUUCUUCAAUGACACAACCUAUGAAAUGUGUGCUCGGUGGAUGGAACUUGGAGCAUUUUAUACCUUCUCUAGAAAUCAUAAUGUGAUGUUGACCAGGAGGCAAGAUCCUGUGUCCUUUAACACAACAUUUGAAGACAUAUCAAGGAAUGUGCUCAGCAUACGAUACAAAUUGUUACCCUAUCUCUACACAUUAAUGCAUAAUGCUCAUGUUAAUGGCAGUACAGUUGCACGUCCUUUACUACACGAGUUUGCAAAUGACAGGACAACAUGGGAUAUCUACAGGCAAUUUUUAUGGGGCCCAGCUCUGCUGAUUAGUCCUGUGCUGGAUGAGGGUGCUAGAACAGUGAAUGCUUACAUACCUGAUGCAAGGUGGUAUGAUUAUCAUACGGAAAAAUACCUUGGAUUCCGAAGACAAUUUAAGGUACUGGAAGCAGAUCUGAGCCAUAUAAAUCUUCAUAUUCGGGGUGGUUUCAUCAUCCCCUGGCAAGUGCCUAGUAUUACUACCAAUGCCAGCCGUCUAAAUCCCAUGGGACUUACAAUUGCAUUGGAUGAUAAUGGGGAAGCACAAGGACAACUUUACUGGGAUGAUGGAAUUAGUAUUGAUGCCUAUGAGAAUGAUUUUUACCUCUUUCACACUUUUAAGGCUAGUCAGAGUGUCUUGGAUAUCACUGUGGAUCACCAGGGAUACAUAGAUCCAAAUAACUUAAUAUUUGGUGAAAUUAAAGUCCUAGGAGUAGCAAGCGAGACUCCUCCUGCUCUUUUGGUGUAUCAGAAUGGUGUACCAAUUCCAUCCACUCAUAUUGUGAAUUAUGAUUCUUCAACUCAGGUCUUGCAUGUUACUGGCCUUCAGCUUCAACUAGGACAAGCAUAUUCAUUAAGCUGGGCAACUGAUGUUCUAGACAAUGAAAAGUUUGACUGUCUUCCAUACCCAGAAGCAACAGAAAGUAUUUGUGAAGCUCGUGGUUGCAUCUGGAAGGCUGUCUCUACACCUGGAGUGCCAUAUUGCUACUAUCCUAGUGAUUAUGGCUACCUGGUCAGUAAUAUUCAAAAUAGUCCUCAGGGCUUGACAGCUGACCUCAAUAGGAACACCAGUAUCCCUAACCCCUAUGGACCUAGGUCACCACCAGUAGAUGUGCUUCGUUUGGAAGUGAAAUACCAUUAUAAUGAUAUGUUGCAGUUUAAGAUCUAUGAUCCCAACCAGAAAAGAUAUGAAGUUCCAGUCCCACUGUUCACUCCAAAUGUUCCUGGAAGUACAGAAGCUGAUCGGCAAUAUGAGGUGGAAAUUGUGGAUAAUCCAUUUGGCAUACGGAUACGACGCAAAAGCACAGGAACUAUUAUCUGGAAUUCUCAAGUCCCAGGCUUCACCUUCAGUGACAUGUUCAUUCAGAUUGCUACACGCCUGCCAUCACAGUAUGUGUAUGGGUUUGGAGAAACUGAACAUACUCAGUUUCGGAGAGAUAUGAACUGGCAGACAUGGGGAAUGUUCACCAAAGAUCAACCUCCUGGUUACAAGCUCAAUUCCUAUGGUUUUCACCCCUUCUACAUGGGACUAGAAAAAGAUGGAAAUGCUCAUGGAGUUCUUUUGCUGAAUAGUAAUGCUAUGGAUGUUACCUUCCAACCAACUCCUGCCCUGACAUAUCGUACAAUUGGAGGAAUUCUGGACUUUUACAUGGUUUUGGGUCCAACUCCAGAAGAGGUUGUUCAAGAAUAUACCAGACUUAUUGGACGACCAGUCAUGCCACCCUACUGGGCUUUGGGAUUCCAGCUCUGCCGCUAUGGAUACAAAAAUACUUCACAAGUUGCUGAUCUGUAUGAAGCAAUGAGAAUAGCUCAAAUACCCUAUGACGUACAGUAUACAGACAUUGAUUACAUGGAAAGGAAGCUAGACUUCACUCUAAGCAAAAGCUUCAGUGACCUUCCUGAUUUUGUCAGACAAAUACAAUCAGAGGGUUCAAGAUUCAUCAUAAUCCUGGAUCCAGCUAUUUCAGGCAAUGAAACUGAACCAUAUGAAACUUUUACCAAAGGAGUGCAGAACAAUGUUUUUGUUACAUGGCCCAAUAGCACAGACAUCGUCUGGGCAAAGGUGUGGCCAGAUUAUCCCAAUGUAACAUAUGAUGAAAACUCAAGUUUGGAAGAACAACUUGCGUGCUGCCGAGCUGAUGUUGCUUUCCCAGAUUUCUUCCGUACUUCCACCUCAGAGUGGUGGCAAGAAGAAAUACAAAAUUAUCAUGCCAAUGUUCUGCAGUUCGAUGGACUAUGGACUGACAUGAAUGAACCAUCCAACUUCAUUGAUGGAGCUGUUGGUGGCUGCAGAAAUGCAGAACUAAAUCAUCCUCCAUAUAUGCCAGCCCUGGUUUUAAGAGAAAGGGGACUGAGUCUUGUUACAGCAUGCAUGGAAAGUGAACACCAGCUUCCUGAUGGGACACCUAUGAGACACUAUGAUGUACAUAACCUGUAUGGAUGGUCACAAGCAGAAUCCACUUACUAUGGAAUGCGCAAUGCCACAGGAGAACGUGGAAUCAUUAUUACUCGAUCAACAUAUCCAUCCAGCGGUCGAUGGGCAGGACAUUGGCUCGGUGACAACUUUGCAAGAUGGGAUCAGCUUGAGAAAUCAGUUAUUGGUAUUAUGGAAUUCAGCCUCUUUGGAAUCUCUUAUAGUGGUGCAGACAUCUGUGGAUUCUUCAAUGAUACAACCUAUGAAAUGUGUGCCCGUUGGAUGCAGCUUGGAGCAUUUUAUACUUUCUCUAGAAAUCAUAAUGUAAUGGGAACUAGGAGGCAAGAUCCUGUCUCCUUUGACUCAGCAUUUGAAGAUAUCUCACGGAACGUGCUUAACAUACGAUACAGAUUGCUGCCCUAUCUCUACACAUUAAUGCAUAAUGCUCAUGCUGAUGGCAGCACAGUUACACGUCCUUUGCUGCAUGAGUUUGUGAAUGAAAAGGCAACUUGGGAUAUCUACAAGCAAUUUUUGUGGGGGCCAGCACUGAUGAUUAGUCCUGUACUUGAUGAAGGUGCUGUGACAGUGAAUGCUUACAUACCAGAUGCACGGUGGUAUGAUUAUCACACGGGAACAGAUAUUAAAGUACGAAAGCAAUUCAAGUUGUUGGAAGCACCUUUGCAACAUAUAAAUCUUCAUAUACGAGGAGGUUAUAUCAUUCCCUGGCAGGUGCCUGAUAUUACCACCAAUGCUAGCCGACAAAAUCCCAUGGGCCUUACUGUUGCUUUGGACGAUAAUGGGGUCGCUCAAGGACAACUUUACUGGGAUGACGGAAUUAGUAUUGAUGCAUAUGAAAAUGGCAACUACUAUUUCUCAAGAUUUCAAGUAUCUGAGAAUACACUGAAUGUCUCUGUAGUCCACAACAACUAUUUAACUGACUCUGUUGCUUUGAGAAUUGGUUAUCUGCACAUCUGGGGAAUUACAGCCCCAGUUAGUAGUGUUACUAUUACUUAUGAUGGGACAACAGAAGCUGCUGGAUCUCAGUAUGAUCCAUCAAGUCAGAUACUACAGGUUGACCUCAAUGGCAAAGUUUACCUGAUCUACAAAUUAAACCAAGUGAAAUGGAUGACAGCUACUUAACCAUUUAUGAAAAACCAAUAACACAAGAACAUUCUCAUGGCUAAAGAACACAUGGCUUUUGCAUUGUAUUUUUUAUAUGGUGGCAACACAUAAAUAAAAAAAAAAUGGAUGUGCCUUGAUUGUACACAAUAUUUGUAAUAAAGCAUCUAUUUUUAUUUUUAUAAAAAGCAUUGUCUGUGACAAUUCUGGACAAAUCUAGAAUGCUGCUUUAGCCAUAGAAUUAGACAAAUAUGAAAGAGAGAUAAACUUUUAUUUUAUUGAAGUGCAAGAAAGGCAAUAGCUAGAAGAAAAUAUUUUUAAAAGAUUAAUUAUAGCAGGGGAUCUGUAUGAUAGGAAUCAGAUUAUUUUUUGUUCUAGUUUACAGAAACAUUUCAAACAUCAGCAUAAAUGACUGUGACUAACAUGAUAAGGCUAUGCAAUUGAUCUUUAUUAUGAUGUUUAUAGAUCUCUUUGUAAAAACAUCUUAUAAAAUAUGACAGAUUUCUAAUUUUUGUAAUUUAUACUAAUGCAACAAUAAAAUUUCAUGGACAGAG